This is a messenger RNA of Hemicordylus capensis (graceful crag lizard), 2330 nucleotides long. RefSeq names its product RAB40B, member RAS oncogene family (gene RAB40B). Lineage: Eukaryota; Metazoa; Chordata; Lepidosauria; Squamata; Cordylidae. Gene Ontology annotation, biological process: intracellular signal transduction; protein localization to plasma membrane. The record is from RefSeq and is a predicted model, not a curated record. Gene Ontology annotation, cellular component: plasma membrane; endosome; synaptic vesicle. The transcript is spliced from 6 exons. The coding region runs from base 679 to 1515 and encodes 278 amino acids. Gene Ontology annotation, molecular function: GTP binding; GTPase activity.
AGGCUGUCACUGGGUGUUGCGCUUGAGGCGGGCUCGCAACGUGCUGUGGUGGUGACAGGAGUCCGCGGGGGUCUCUGCUGCUUCGUCGGGACGCUGCGGCUCCCUGCCUCCCCUCGACGACCUCUGCUCUGUCUGGAGCAGCGCCCCCCGCCAUCCCAGUGUGGCCACUUGGCCCCCACCGACUCCUCCCUCCCCGGUCGUGACAGGCGCUUCCCACUCCUCCUCCCUUGCCUUCUUUCGCUGCCUCUGGCCCUGGUUCGACGACACGGCUCGGCUUCGGUCUCUGCUGUUGGGCUGCGCAAGCCGACCCCACUACCGUCAUGCCGGCUUGGGUGCCCUGCGGCGGACGGCGCCGUUGACAGCCCCUCGCCCCUUUUCGCGGCUGUGGGGAAGCGCGCCCACCCCUGGCCCUCGCCCGCCAGCGCCAGCCUGAGUGUCGAGAUACCGACGAUUCCUCUGGUGACGUGCCCCACUGGGGUGUGUGUGUGUGUGUGUGUGUGUGUUGUGUGAACAUGCCUUGGCAUCUGUGCCGCUGCCGCCGCUCUUCAUCUCCUGCUGCUGCUGUUGCUGCCGCCCUUUUGGUGCCACCACAUCUGGUCGCUCCGUGCCGGUCAUGGGCGCUGCUGGGAGCUGAUUCUCCGCAGAGACUUCUGUGAGACCAGGAAGGGGUGAAAGAGGAUGAACCACGUGGGUAGCCCUGUGAAAGCUUAUGACUUCUUGCUGAAAUUCCUGCUGGUGGGGGACAGCGACGUGGGCAAAGGGGAGAUCCUAGCUAGCCUGGAGGAUGGAGCCACGGAGUCGCCCUAUGGGUACAAUAUGGGUAUUGAUUACAAGACGACAACAAUUCUUUUAGAUGGUCGCAGAAUAAAGCUGCAGCUCUGGGACACGUCUGGGCAAGGCAGAUUCUGCACCAUAUUUCGUUCCUAUUCCAGAGGUGCUCAGGGUGUGAUACUGGUAUAUGACAUAACAAAUCGCUGGUCAUUUGAUGGCAUUGAUAGAUGGAUAAAGGAAAUAGAUGAGCAUGCUCCUGGUGUACCCAAAAUCCUGGUUGGCAACCGCCUGCAUCUAGCCUUCAAACGGCAAGUGUCUACUGAGCAAGCACAAGCCUAUGCUGAAAAAUUAAGCAUGACCUUCUUUGAAGUAAGCCCACUCUGUAAUUUCAACAUCACAGAGUCAUUUACUGAACUCGCAAGGAUUGUGUUAAUGAGACAUGGAAUGGACCGGCUGUGGAGGCCAAACAAAGUCCUGAGCCUGCAAGAUCUUUGUUGCCGUGCCAUAGUUUCAUGCACCCCUGUGCACCUUGUUGACAAACUUCCACUCCCUGUUGCCUUAAGAAGCCAUCUGAAAUCAUUCUCUAUGGCCAAUGGUCUUAAUGCUAGGAUGAUGCAUGGUCGUUCCUACUCCCUCACUGCCAGCAACAACAACAAAAGGAACAGUAUGAAGAAAGCCAAAAUUAUCCGUCCACCCCAGAGCCCUCCAAAACACUGCACCAGAAACAGCUGUAAAAUCUCCUAAACCUGUUAUUGGAAAAAUGUUGCUGGAGCCUUUAACUCAAGGACUCUUGUUGAAUAAUUAGGUCUGUUGUAUGCAUCACAUGAACUGAAUAAAGGAAUUUUUAAAAUUGUUUGUUUUUUAAAAUGCUGCUUCCAGAUGUAUGUCGCACUCAGUGAAAACAAAGGAAUGCAAGACUUUGCUGUUGGGUUUUUUAUAUAUCAGUUUUUGAUGUGCAUGAAGACUGUGUGUUUUAUAAAGGGAAUAAUUUAUCACAAACCUGAGCUUUCAAUGACACUAAAUAUCAGAUGUGACUCAUUUUAAAUUGCUACAUUAUAUAUUGUUCAAUCACAAAAACUUUAUUUGCAAUUAGUGCAAUUAGAUAGGAAUGAGUGUCAGUCUGUGGAUUCAGGCAGAGUUUAACCACAAUGUAUUGUAUACAUUGUAAGAUAUACCAGUAGUGAAACAAUUCUAGUGAUGUUGCAGUAGAGCAUCUGAUUCUGGUUUUGUACAGUUUCCUCAGUGAUUUUGAAGCACUAUUUUGAGCUACCAAUGUGUAUAUGUAAUAUGCACAAUAUUUUGUCUCAUUCAUGUAUAAACAUUUGAUAAAGUUUUUGCUAUGUUGUUUACUACUUCUAGGGAUUAAUUUGUGGUUUAUAUGCUUAUUUUUCUGGUAAAUCUACAUUUUUGUAUCAGAUAUUCUUGUGAUAUAGUGAGAAAAAGCCAAAGACAUCAACUGUUUUUGCCACAGGGGUAAGAAGAAUGUGGUUUGAAAAGCUGCUUUAUCAGGAAAUGACAGUGUUAUUUAAAAAUAAAUUGCUUAAACCCUGCAAAACAUG